AUAAGGCCUCUGAUCACUCAGCACUCCUUAGUUGUCCUCCUGAUCCUGACUCACUCUGAGUAAAAUCAGCAGGGACAUCUGACCAUGAGAUGGGGGUUGGGAAAUUGCCCAUGUCCUUCAGAGCGGACAAAGAUGAGACUUGAGACCAGUAUGGCACAUCACAUUCCUUCCCCAAGUAUCUCUUGCUCUCCUGGAAUAAAAGGAAUUAGGGAUGGGGAAAUUUAAACUAUGCAGGUCUGGACUUGGUUUCCCUCUAGGAUCAUGUGGUUCAUUACCAAAUCUUAAAACUUACAGGCAUAAACCUGUGUUCUUGAGGGUCUAUAUGCAAUCCAGCUAGAAACUGAAUCUAUCCUAUGUAUUUUCUGUUCCAAGAACCAUCUUUUCCUCUUCCUCCGCCUCUGUUUACGGAAGAAAAUGGAAUUUGGGGAUGUGGCUUAGGGACUGAACUAGACUCUUAUGAUCUGUCACAUGCCUGGAUGUUGGGGGAAUCAUUUAGAGAAGCUCAUAUGACUGGUCCUGGAUUGGGGAUUUUAAUAAUUGAAACAUAAUGUUCAGGCAUCCUACCAUCUGAGAGUUUUAGCAACAAAGAAGUCACAUGUGAGUUUGUCAGUGCUAUGCACUGAUUCAAGUGCUGUCAUUAAUAACGAGGAGGGCUGGUUUGGGUUACUUUCAGAACCAGCUUCAUCUGGGCGUUCUGGGCAUAUCCUUCCUCAAGAAAACCGUAUUAGGCUGGGAGAGGUAUUGACAACUUUUAGCCAACAAACUUACAACAUACAAAUGAUUUUUGAGCCUGUGGUUUCCAUUACACUUUUUUCUAGUCUUUCAUGUUUAUUCCUUCAUUCUUGCUGGAUGUCUGACCCUCAGGUCAGACAAAUUUGAAAACUGAGUUUUUGAAGUUGGAGAGAGAACAGGAAAAGGGCAGGAAAAGAUGUAGUCCCUAAUACCAUAAAUACUAUGUAAUAAAGAAAGAUGGAGAAGAUCAGGGCUGUGUCCUAUUAACCAUCAAAGUGAAGGUAAGCCCCAGCUUGAAUAAAUGUGUAUGGAAGUCUUUUUGCCCUCAAAGACAGUCAUGAGAAACUAAAUACCCAGCAACUUUCCACUUUGGUGCACAUACUUGACAUGCACACAAAACCACUGCGUAUCCGCCGCUUCCUUCCCUCUCCGACCCUGCUUCUCUCAGCAUUUCUUUCCCCGCCUCCCUCCCCUGUUCAAAUUUUCCAGCCAACAGCUGGAACUGACUUCCGCAAUCCUAAUGGAAUAAAUCCAGCACCCCUAGUCAUCCACCCACAUUAUCCACACUUCCCCGUCGAAAGGAGCCCGGAGCACAGAACCCCAUCAGCAGGUUAAGAACCAGCUGUCUGGGAAUAUGGCUCCAGCUGUUUCCUCAUCCCAAGCCAGGCUGUGAACCCCUUGGCACACAGAAGAACUUCCCCUAAUUAUCCCCUUUCCCAGGAUGUGGGGACUCAAGAUUCUACUGCUGCUGCCCACAGCGACCUUUGCUCUAUAUCCUGAGGCGAUACUGGACACACAAUGGGAGCUAUGGAAGAAGACCUAUGGGAAGCAGUAUAACGACAAGGUGGAUGAAAUCUCCCGGCGUUUAAUAUGGGAAAAAAAUUUGAAGCAUAUUUCCAUCCAUAAUCUUGAGGCCUCUCUUGGUGUCCACACAUAUGAACUGGCCAUGAACCACUUGGGGGACAUGACCAGUGAAGAGGUGGUUCAGAAGAUGACUGGACUCAAAGUACCCCCCUCUCGUUCCCGCAGCAAUGACACCCUCUAUAUCCCAGACUGGGAGAGCAGAGCCCCAGACUCCAUUGAUUAUCGAAAGAAAGGAUAUGUUACUCCUGUCAAAAACCAGGGUCAGUGUGGUUCCUGUUGGGCUUUUAGCUCUGUGGGUGCCCUGGAGGGCCAGCUCAAGAAGAAAACUGGCAAACUCUUAAAUCUGAGCCCCCAGAACCUUGUGGAUUGUGUUUCUGAGAAUGAUGGCUGCGGAGGGGGCUACAUGACCAAUGCCUUCCAGUAUGUGCAGAAAAACAGGGGCAUUGACUCUGAAGAUGCCUACCCGUAUGUGGGACAGGAUGAAAGUUGUAUGUACAACCCAACAGGCAAGGCAGCUAAGUGCAGAGGGUACAGAGAGAUCCCUGAGGGGAACGAGAAAGCCCUGAAGAGGGCAGUGGCCCGAGUGGGACCCAUCUCUGUGGCCAUUGAUGCAAGCCUGACCUCCUUCCAGUUUUACAGCAAAGGUGUGUACUACGAUGAAAACUGUAAUAGCGAUAAUCUGAACCAUGCGGUUUUGGCAGUGGGAUAUGGGAUCCAGAAAGGAAACAAGCACUGGAUAAUUAAAAACAGCUGGGGAGAAAACUGGGGAAACAAAGGCUAUAUCCUUAUGGCUCGGAAUAAGAACAACGCUUGUGGCAUUGCCAACCUGGCCAGUUUCCCCAAGAUGUGACUUCAACCAGCCAACCUCAUCCUGCUUUUCCAUUCCUUCUACGAUGGUGCAACAUACUGAUGUACUUUGGAAGGGAGUUGGUGUGCCUGUCUUGAAGCAGAUGUAGCAAUAUAGAGAUUGUCCAAUCAGUUUCCCGGUUUGUUUGUGCUUUGAGUGACACUCCUACUACUUUCCCUCCCUCCACCCAAGGCCUUUAUUUUUCAUUGUGGCCACAGUAGCAAUUUUCCUAACAAGUGUACCUUCCUCAGCUAAGAGAUAUGACCACAGCCUGCUCUGACUGUUGUCGUGGGGCUGAUGCUGUGCAAAUAGUCUGAGGCUAGAGAUCUUUAGAUAGAUUCUUAUUCACAGGGACUAGUUUGCUUUAACCAUCUAAAGGACUAAGGUGACCUGACGUCUCAGUCUCCAAAUUCACUUCUUCUGUAUCCAGAAGGUAGAAAUUUCUAUGUUUUCCACCCCAAUUCAUAAAUAUAUUCAUAAAUCUUUGGUACAAGUUUAUGUGAUAUUAGAAAUAUGCCUUCUUUGCAUUUUUAAAGUAAACCAAGUAUUUAUCUGUCUCUAAUUUAAUAAAUACCUAUUUAGUAAAUAUUCA
Neofelis nebulosa (Clouded leopard) is the source of this 3035-nucleotide messenger RNA. RefSeq names its product cathepsin K (gene CTSK). Gene Ontology annotation, molecular function: cysteine-type endopeptidase activity. NCBI's taxonomy places the organism in Eukaryota, Metazoa, Chordata, Mammalia, Carnivora, Felidae. The transcript is spliced from 8 exons. Gene Ontology annotation, cellular component: lysosome. The record is from RefSeq and is a predicted model, not a curated record. Gene Ontology annotation, biological process: immune response. Bases 1454 to 2446 code for a protein of 330 amino acids.